UCAAAGCCUUCACUUGCUUGGCAAUUUUCCACCGUAUUGCAAUAUUAUUUCCGUAAGAAUUACUACGAGUGACGCUAGUUCAUGAAAGAGUGCAUGGGGGCUUUUUCUGUGGUGGCUCCAAUUAAAACCAAUACAUACUCGUAGGUCCCCUUGAACUAUAGGUGCAACCGUGAAAAUUGAUGUGUGAGUACUGUCCCCUUCAAGCAAUCGAAACAUAUGAUACGUAAUAUCGGACUACCAUGUAUAGCAAAUUCAUAAGAAUUGACUUGACUAUGGCAAGUCAUUGAUGAUCCCUUACCAAUUUUUUUUUUUUUUUGUAUCCCUUACCAAAUUUUAUUUUUUGCAUGCAUUCUAAUAUUCGAAAGUCCAAUGAGCUAUGUAGUUCGAGUCGGAUCAAUCCAUUUAGAGGUCAAAUUCUUUUUUCUUCAUUUAUAAUACUCGUAUUUGAGACCUGAACUAUUUAAAUCAUGGUUUUAGAGACACGAGGAGGAGGGAAGAAGCCCAUGGUAAUGUAUUCCCGGCCGGAGCGGAUCAAAAUCAACUCUGACAAGGGCUGCUGUUUCUUCUAUUUUCUAAGCCUGGGCUUCUUCUUUUUCUUCUCCUCCAUCAUCUUCUUCUUCUUCUUCUUCUUCUUCUUCUUCCGUCCCCUGUCCUCUCAUUCACGCGCUAAGAAACCCCUGUCCCCCUUCCCCUCUCCACUUAAACCCCAUAAAUAGUAUAAAAGCUUCACUGAUUCAAACCAGAGGCAGAGACCUCCACCUCCCAUUUCUACUCAGAUCAGGUCUCUCUCUUCUCUCUCUCCCUCCCUCCCUCUCUCUUAUGAAACCCAUAUGUAUGUAUGCCUGCCUGGUGCUCCACACGUAUGCAAGUUCUGCUUCUGCGUUUGUUCCAUGAAUGUUUAGUUCAGGCUAUGGUUUUCGAGCCACUGGGCACUGCGAAUGAGGCCAUGGAGCUGGAGGUUGUCGGGCCUCCUGCCCUAAACUUAGACCGCCCACCUGCUAGUUCUAGUUCCAGCGAAGAUUUCCUCGACGGCCCCGCCUCCUCCUCCUUCUCGGGGGGCCUUGGUCUUUCCUGUUCGGACCCAAGUCUCGACCCGCACGAAGGAAUGGAGUUCGACUCCGAGCAGGCUGCUCGAGUCUUUUACAAUUCGUAUGCGCGUCGGUUGGGGUUCAGCAUUAGGGCUAGUACAUACCAGAGGUCGAAGAAAGACGGGUCUAUCAUAUGCCGCCAGAUCGUGUGCCACCGCGAAGGGUUCCGCCGACGGGGCAAAGGGAAUACCAAGCCCAAGAGGCAGAGGGCUGACACUCGGGUCGGCUGUAAAGCUCAAAUGAUGGUGAAGAAACAUGACACCGGGAGAUGGGUAAUCUCGAGGCUCGUCAAGGAACACAACCACGAGCUCGUUCCUCCUGAUAAGGUGCAUUGCCUUCGGUCCCAUAGGCAUGUUUCCGGCCCCGCCAGGAGCUUGAUUGACACCCUCCAGGCAGCCGGGAUGGGAGCCAGUGGUGUGAUGUCGGUUCUGAUCAGGGAAUCUGGUGGAAUCAACAAUGUGGGUUUUACCAAGAUCGACUGCCAGAAUUACAUGAGUGGCAGUAAUUGGCAGAAGAGCCUUGGGAAAGGGCUUAAAACCGUCUUUGACUACUUUCAGCGGAUGCAGGAGGAAGACCCGGGCUUCUUUUAUGCGGUCGAGGGAGAUUCUGAGCUUUCAGGGGGAAAUAUCUUCUGGGCCGACAGUAAUGCGAUUAAGAACUAUACCUAUUUUGGAGAUACAGUCAUUUUCGACUCCACUUAUCGGACGGACCGUUAUCGGGUCCCAUUCGCCCCAUUUACUGGGUGGAACCACCAUGGCCAACCUGUUUUAUUUGGGUGUGCUUUGAUCCUCAACGAAUCGGAGUCAUCUUUUAUUUGGUUAUUCGAGAGUUGGGCCAAAGCAAUGUCGGGUCAUACGCCCCCAUCCAUUACAACAGACCACGACCGGAUCAUCAGGGCAGCUGUGUCCCAUGUGUUCUCAGGGGCCCGCCACCGGUUUUGCACAUGGACAGUGUUAAGGGAAGUGCACGAGAGGCUAUCUGAUGCGUUUUGCUCUCAUCCAACUUUAGAGGUGGAGUUCCAGAAGUGUGUUAACGGGACAGAGACCGUCGAUGAGUUUGAGUUUUGCUGGGACUCCCUUCUUAAAAGGUACGAUCUCGAGAACAACCAGUGGCUUCAGUCUAUGUACGAUGCACGACAGCAUUGGAUCCCUGCCUAUCUCCGGGACACGUUCUUUGGGGAGGCCUUGGUUACUCAACGGAGCGAUUGUGCAAUAAACUCGUACUUUGAUGGGUAUAUAAAUGCUUCAACCAGUAUUCAUGUGCUAAUCGAACAGUAUGAAAAAGCGGUUGCUAGUAGAUACGAGAAGGAAUUAAAGUCUGACCAGGAGACCCUUAAUGUCCCCCCUGUGCUAAAGACACCGUCUCCUAUGGAAAAGCAGGCUUCAAACAUCUAUACAAGGAACAUUUUCAAAAAGUUCCAAGAGGAACUAGUCGACAUUUUAGCUUAUCCAGCGACCCUGAUUAAGGACAGUGGAUCAGAAUCCACAUAUCGGGUAGAGAAGUUUGGGGAAGAAGACAGACCAUAUUCUGUUAAGUUUGAUGUAUUAGAGAAGAAGGCUCUCUGUAGCUGUCAAAUGUUUGAGUUUUCAGGUAUUAUCUGUAAGCAUAUCCUGGCGGUCUUCAGAGUGACAAAUACUCUUACACUGCCAUCUCACUAUUUCUUGAGACGGUGGACGAGACAUGCUAGAAGCAGUCCUUUGCUAGACGAAAAAGCACUUGGAAUGCCUUGUAAUUCUCUACAUUCAGCAGCUGCUCGCUUCGAAAAUUUAUGCCGUGAAGCCAUCAAAUACGUGCAGGAAGGGGCAGAAUCAGUUGAGACGUAUAAGGUGGCAAGGGAAGCUCUCCACUUGGCGGCAGAAAAGGUAGCUGCUGCGAAGAAGAAUGAUUUGGGGCUCGCAAGCAACCAGAAGGAAAAUGAACACCCUUCACAGUCUUGCUCUACCGAUCAAGACAAGAGAAUACAGCAGCUGACUUCUGAGCUGGAAACCGCAAAUAAGAUAUGCGAAGCAUACCGAAAAAAAUUACUCGACAUGGUGAAAGACAUGGAAGAGCAGAAGCUGAAGAUACUGGUGAAGGUUCAGAGUAUGAAACUCAAUCUUAGAAGGUUGAGUGGAGCGAAAUCAUAAGUUGUCUUCUCAAUUUAACUUCGGAAUAGCAUUAGGGAUUAUUUUGUGCAGUCAUUGCAGAUAGGAUGGUUCGUCGCAGGAAAAGCUGUUGGAUGCAGCAGAAGGGAAGUAUAGCUUUGUUAUAAGGUGAAAACUAGUGUAGGAUGUUAUACAAAUCAUCUAUAACCGUAGUGAUGUAUAUAAUCGCCGUAGCGUAAUCCAUACGGGCAGAUGCUCGGGAGCAGUAAGCAAUCCUAUUGGCUGGGAAGCAUCUGUAAAAUAUACCGCUCUCAUGUUCGUCCUCUUUAUAUUUGAAUUUCUGGAUUCCCUCGUACUUACUCA
This is a messenger RNA of Punica granatum (pomegranate), 3535 nucleotides long. The record is from RefSeq and is a predicted model, not a curated record. NCBI's taxonomy places the organism in Eukaryota, Viridiplantae, Streptophyta, Magnoliopsida, Myrtales, Lythraceae.